AUGGUUAAAAAGGAAUCCGAAGAUUCUACUGCCACCGAGGCCAAAAUGGAACCCAAAGAUUCCAAAAUGAGCGCCUUUGAGCGCAAGAGACUCGAGAAUAUCGCGGCGAACCAGGCUAUAAUGAAAGAUUUGAGCACAACAGCAAAGAAAAUCAUACCGAAGACAGCAGCUCCCAAGCCACCUCGAUCGAAAACACCAAGGAAACGAGAACCGCCUGUAAAAAGAGAGGCUACAAGGCCAACGAGAACCAGUUCGCGGAUUGCUGGACUGGAAGCCGACGGCGAGGGAGCCAAGAGGAAAUUUGAGGAAGAAUUCCAAUUCGCACAGGAUGACGCCAAGGCGAAGAAAAUGAGAGUAGCGGGAGACCUCAAUUUAAGUGAUAUUGCGGUGGAGGGCAAGAAAUGGACCAAUGACGACAAUUUCCUGUCUUCAAUCAUGAGAGGGGCACAACCAUAUGAGAGGACGUUUGACGAUAGUGAUAUCAAAACUACGACGGAUCAGGAGCUAAAAUCUCUAAGAGAAAAAAUGAGUGGGCUUGAGUUAUACAAAACCUGGGAGCCAAAUGAUAUUAAAAUCACACCUGAGCGCAUAUACUCUAUGGGUUUUCACCCCACCCAUGACAAGCCGCUUAUAUUCGCGGGGGAUAAGAUUGGAAAUCUUGGUCUAUUCGAUGCAUCUCAGAAGGGAGAGGUGGAUGAUGAUGGCGAUCAAGUUGAAGGGCCAGUGAUAACAGCAUUCAAGCUUCAUGCCCGGACGAUAACAUCUCUCCUAUUCCCUCCGAAUCACACAGAGCUGUAUUCCGGCUCCUACGACUCCUCUAUUCGGAAACUCGAUCUUCAGAAGCAAGUCGCUGUCGAGGCCUAUGCGCCACUGUCGAUGGACGAUGACGAAGCAAUUUCUGCUAUCGACAUGAACUCUAACGACCCUAACCUGAUUUACUUCUCGAGAUUAGACGGGGCGUUUGGUAGACAUGAUAUGAGAACCCAGAAAGAUACCGAAAUAUGGUACGUAUCUGAGAAGAAGGUGGGCGGAUUCUCAUUGCAUCCGCUUCACCCCCAUCUCGUGGCUACCGCCUCCCUGGACAGGACGCUGAAGAUCUGGGAUCUGCGGAAAUCUACUGGAAAGGGGGAAACCAGACAACCCGGGCUUCUAGGCGAACAUACUUCACGCCUAUCGGUGUCUCAUGCGGCAUGGUCGUCCUCUGGCCAUGUGGCCACCAGCUCAUACGACGACACAAUCAAAAUCCACUCCUGUACGAAAGCAAAGACCUGGGGAAUCGGACACACAAUCUCGGAAGAGGAUAUGGAGCCAUCGGCUGUGAUUAGACACAACAAUCAGACUGGGCGAUGGGUCACGAUCCUGAAAGCGCAGUGGCAACAAAGGCCGGAUGAUGGGAUCGCAAAGUUUGUGAUUGGCAACAUGAAUCGGUUUGUCGACAUAUACACGAGUGAGGGAGAGCAGCUGGCGCAACUUGGUGGCGAUGGGAUUUCUGCCGUCCCUGCGGCGGCUGAGUUCCAUCCGACUAGGAACUGGGUCGCAGGUGGAACUGCCAGUGGGUUAUGA
This is a messenger RNA of Pseudogymnoascus verrucosus, 1563 nucleotides long. RefSeq lists its product as uncharacterized. Gene Ontology annotation, biological process: regulation of DNA damage checkpoint. Gene Ontology annotation, cellular component: nucleus. NCBI's taxonomy places the organism in Eukaryota, Fungi, Ascomycota, Leotiomycetes, Thelebolales, Thelebolaceae. The transcript is spliced from 3 exons. The record is from RefSeq and is a predicted model, not a curated record. The coding region runs from base 1 to 1563 and encodes 520 amino acids. Gene Ontology annotation, molecular function: protein binding; DNA binding.